Molecule: messenger RNA, 2808 nt
Organism: Macrobrachium nipponense
Lineage: Eukaryota; Metazoa; Arthropoda; Malacostraca; Decapoda; Palaemonidae
Product: phytanoyl-CoA dioxygenase, peroxisomal-like
Biological process (GO): fatty acid alpha-oxidation
Molecular function (GO): phytanoyl-CoA dioxygenase activity
Source: RefSeq, a predicted model, not a curated record
AAAACUUGUGACCUGGGACUUGAAUCACUUAACUAGAAUUAACCAUGGCGCAGGCGCGCAUGAAGGUCAUCUUUGGCCAUAUAAAUCAAAGGGACCAUCAUGCUUUUUCAUUAAGCCCUGUUGCAGCAGGACUGAGUGUGCAGCCACAGGUUACUGAAUUUCAGUAUACUCUUGAUAAUCCUCGUUUGACCUACGCCCAGCGUGCCUUUUAUGAAGAAAAUGGAUUCCUGGUUAUCCCCAAUUUGGUACCACAUGUUCUUAUUGAUAAAUGGAGAGACAGGUUCCUUGACCUUGUAGAAGGUCGUGUUGAUACUGCAGGCAUGACGAAGAUGAAGGAUAUAGCAUUGAAGGACAAAAAAAACGUAGCAGCUGAACGUGUUGUCAACAAACUUCAGGACUUUGUUUGGGAUGAGGUUCUCUCUGAGCACUGCUUGUUACCUCAGGUUCUAGACUAUGUUGAAUGUUUUACUGGUCCCAACAUCAUGGCUAUGCACACCAUGCUGAUUAACAAACCACCAGAUCCAGGUACUCGCACUUCACGACAUCCUCUCCACCAGGAUUUACACUACUUCCCAUUCAGACCCGCAAACAGAAUUGUAUGUGCCUGGACAGCUAUGGAGAAGAUAAACAAUGACAAUGGGUGCCUCUUUGUCCUCCCAGGUUCUCAUAAAGGAAAGCUUGAACAACACGAGUACCCAGAAUGGGAGGAUGGGGUAAACAAGAUGUACCAUGGAGUUCGUGGUUUUGAUGAUGAGCCCAAAGCUAUGUUAUGCAUGGAAAAAGGCGAUACAGUUUUCUUCCACCCUAUCCUGCUACAUGGCUCGGGAGAUAAUCGUACACAGCACUUCCGCAAAGCCAUUUCCUGCCACUAUGCAGCCUCAGAAUGUAACUACAUUGAUGUACGUGGGACAUCCCAGGAAAGUAUUGCCAAGGAGGUUGAAGAGAUUGCCUUAAGGAGAGGUGUUACUGGAUUAGACUUCAAGGAAAUUUGGAAACUUCGCAGUCGUGUAGCUCGUGGGACUGAAGUGAACCUGUAAAUGUAGUAUAUUGGAAUAAGUAAACUUACAUUUAUAUAACAUGAAGGAUAUAAUGUUUGCAUAAUAUUGCAAUCAGUAGAUGUGGCAGUGCAAGUAUUAUUUCAAGUCUGUUGGGAGUUUAUAUAGUUUUGUCAAAUAAUGAGGAAUGUUCUUAAAUGUGAAGGUUAAGAAUAUGAAGCAGUGUAUAAAAUUUCAUUGGAAUGUUUGUUUGGUCUAUAAUAUAACUCUAAACAUUAAUUUCCAGAUGCAAUUCAGCUGUAAAACUGUAAUGUUAACAAAUGUUUAUCGGUAAAAAUGACUGAAUAAAUGACCAAAUUAAAAAUCCAGAGUUUUUUAUGGUGACUAAUUAUCAUCUACAACAAUAAUAAAAUAGUUUCUGAUUCUUUUUCACUGGGUAGAAUUUGAUGGCAUUAGUUGAAGUUCGGCUUCUUUAAACAGUUCUCAUAAUACACAAAAAUUUUCAGUAAAAAAAAUUACAGCCUUAAACUCAUAAGUUUCUCAUUGAUCCAAGGCUGAGUAGUUAAUCUUUAAAAAUUAAUUAAAGUAACAACAUUAUUACUAUGAUGAUUUUUAGUUAAAACAUUAUUACUAUGGGGAAAAAAUUUCUCCCCAAAGUAUCUCUCAAGAGGUGCAAUUAUGAUCCAAUCUCUUUCAUCUUAUAACCAACUUCAAUUUUAAAUUCCCUGGAUCUCACAGUCUCCUUACAUUUAAGAACAAUCCCUAGAUGAGCCCUAUGGCUCUAGAAAUGUGCCUUGGCGGUUUCUUUAAACUACCGUGUAAUAUAAUCAUUUUGGUGCUAUUAGAAUAAACUAUUAUGUAUGCAAAUCUUCACUAUGAAAUAUUUGGCAAUUUGUAUGACACUACUGUGUGUUUCUGUAAUUUAGGAUUAUUUUAUUCUUGAAUAAUUUUUUUGACAUACUAUAGUCAGUCCAUGGUAUUCACAGGGGAUAGGGAUCACGAACUCCUGUGAAUAGCUAAAAUCCAUAAUUGACAUCUCCUCUAAAAAAUACUUAUAACUGGCUAUUUAAAUACUUCAAAUAUCAGAUCCCACCUCUAAAAACAUUUAUAACAGCUUACCAUCAUCCUACACAGAAUAUCUGCUUACCUACUUUAAUAGUUCAAAAACCAAAUUUAUAUCUUUUUGCAAAUAAACCAGUGCCAAGUUCCGCAGAAAAAUCUGCGAAUAGGUGAAGCCUCGAAUCAGCAACCACAAAUAGGUGGGGGUCAACUGUAAUGCAGCAGUAGUAAAAUUUGCCAGGAACCUUAACUACAUCAGCAGUAGUAAAAUUUGUAAGGAACCUUAACUACAUAAAACCCUUUGUGUACAGUUAGAUUUUUCUGCACUAGUUUGAGCCAUGUAGCUCUAGCUUUCAGAGGUUCCUUAAUAUAUCCAAAAUUCAUAUGCAGUAGUUGUAAUAGAAUUAUGUAAGCAACAAAAACCAAAUUAAACCUUCAAAACUUCUAUUUUAGUGCAUGAAUUCAUAUGUAUGGUUUAACUUCAUACUGGUUGUCCAGUGCUUUUGAAGUUAUUUAAAACAGCUGUACAUUCAUUUAAAACAACUGUACAUCUUUUGAAAUUAUAGAGUUAUACAAAACAACUGUAAUUUCUGAUGUAAGAUGUAUCUUGUAGUUUCAUUUAUUUUUUUCUCCAGUGUUCCUCCACACAGUUCACUGGUUAGAUUUAUGUGCUGGGUUAUAUAGGUGUAUUUGAUCUGUUAAACUAGACCUUAGAAUUUUACCUUCAUAUGAAUAAAUCUGGAAAAAAUUUAAA